This is a messenger RNA of Pangasianodon hypophthalmus (striped catfish), 2256 nucleotides long. RefSeq names its product nucleoporin 54 (gene nup54). Bases 66 to 1745 code for a protein of 559 amino acids. The transcript is spliced from 14 exons. Gene Ontology annotation, biological process: protein localization to nuclear inner membrane; NLS-bearing protein import into nucleus; nuclear pore organization. The record is from RefSeq and is a predicted model, not a curated record. NCBI's taxonomy places the organism in Eukaryota, Metazoa, Chordata, Actinopteri, Siluriformes, Pangasiidae. Gene Ontology annotation, molecular function: structural constituent of nuclear pore. Gene Ontology annotation, cellular component: nuclear pore central transport channel; nuclear pore.
GGCGGAACACUUGUUUUCCGGGGUUAGUUUCCGCCCGGACACAUCAGUAAGACGGAGAAGGAAACAUGGCGUUCAGCUUCGGCGGCGGGACCUCGAACACCGCGGGCUCUUCUGGGUAUUCAUUCGGUUCAUUCGGUGCCAAAACGACAGCGUCCACAGCUUUUGGCUUUGGUACCGGUACCACCACUACCGCCUCAUCCGGAUUUGGUAGUCUCUCUGCCCCAGCUUUUGGGGCAGCCACGACGACGACGGCCUCCACAGGGUUCGGAUUCGGCUCCACGUCCACAGGUGCGUUCGGAGGUUUUGGCACCCCCACCACCUCGGCUUCUGCCGGCUCCACCUUCAGCUUCUCCAACCCCGCCAACACAGGUGGUGGUCUGUUCGGAAACACCCAGAACAAAGGCUUUGGGUUUUCAUCUGGUCUGGGAACAGGGACCGGUACCGGGACGGGAUUCGGAUCUGGGUUGGGAGGCGGAGGCCUCGGCUUUGGGGGCUUCAAUCUUCAGUCCACACAGCCGCAGCAAGGAGGUCUGUUCGGUCAGCAGCAAGCCCCAGCGCAGUCUAAUCAGCUCAUCAACACAGCCAGCGCUCUCUCCGCGCCCACGCUGCUCAACGACGAGCGCGACGCCAUCCUGGCCAAAUGGAACCAGCUGCAGGCCUUCUGGGGCACGGGCAAGGGCUACUUCAACAACAACAUCCCGCCGGUGGACUUCACCCAGGAGAACCCUUUCUGCCGAUUCAAGGCAGUGGGCUUCAGCUGCAUCCCCAGCAGUAAGGAUGAGGAUGGCCUGGUGGCUCUGGCUCUGAAUAAGAAGGAGGGGGACGUUCGCAGUCAGCAGCAGCAGCUGGUCGAGUCUCUGCACAAAGUUCUGGGUGGAAACCCGACGCUCACCGUGAACGUGGAGGGAGUUAAAGCUCUGCCCGAUGACCAGACGGAGGUUAUAAUCUACGUGGUGGAGCGCUCGCCCAACGGCACGUCGAAGCGAGUUCCAGCCUCCACUCUGUUUAACUACGUGGAGCAGAACAACAUUAAGAGCCAGCUGCAGCAGCUCGGUGUGGUGAUGAGCGUCACUCGGACAGCUCUUUCUCCUGCGCAGCUCAAACAGCUGCUGCAGAAUCCUCCCGCAGGAGUCGAUCCGAUCAUAUGGGAGCAGGCUAAAGUGGACAAUCCUGAGCCCGAGAAGCUGAUCCCGGUGCCCAUGGUUGGUUUUAAGGAGCUGCUGCGCAGGUUGAAGAUUCAAGAGCAGAUGACUAAACAGCACCAGACCAGAGUAGAUAUCAUCGCCACAGACAUCAGUGAGCUUCAGAAGAACCAGGCCACCACUGUGGCUAAGAUCGCUCAGUACAAGAGGAAGCUGAUGGACCUGUCGCACCGAGUCCUGCAGGUGCUGAUAAGACAGGAAAUUCAGAGGAAGAGUGGCUAUGCCAUCCAGGUGGAUGAAGAGCAUCUCAGGGUGCAGCUGGACACCAUUCAGUCUGAGCUUAACGCUCCAACACAGUUUAAGGGGCGGCUGAACGAGCUGAUGUCACAGAUCCGGAUGCAGAAUCACUACGGUGCGGUGCGAGCUGAGGAGCGGUACAUCGUAGACACUGACCUGCUCCGAGAGAUCAAGCAGCAUCUGAAGCAGCAGCAGGAGGGGCUGAGUCACCUGAUUAGUGUGAUAAAGGACGACAUGGAGGACAUCAAGAUCAUCGAGCAGGGACUGCAUGAUAGUGUACAUGUGAGGGCCGGAAAACUCAGCUGACAUGGACACACACACACACACACACACACACACACACACACACACACACACACAGACUUUUACACUUCUCACCACAUAUACAUACAUGCACAAACACACAGACACACACACACUGCUUGACAUCACUAACCAGCAUUCUCACAUGUGAUUAGUUCGUUGUGUACAGCAACACACACACACACAAUAAACAUCUCAGUAAACCAGCGUUUCUCUUCGUUGCAUGGAUUAUUCAUCUUCGCUGUAGGAAUAUUUUACAACUAAGCAAUGAAGCAUGGGGAUGAAAUAGGAAAACAAUGAACAGCCUUGUCUCAGUUUUACUUUGUUGUGUGUAUGUGUGUGUGUGUGUAUGUGUGUGUGCGCGCACACAUGAGUGAGAAAGAGAUCAUUGGAGAGUGAUUUUUAGUCAAACUUCAUGUAAAUAUGUCUCUUUGUAGUUUUUAUAAAGCACACAUGGGUCACUAGUAUUGAACCCUUGAACUGAUUUAAAUAAAGUUUUGUGGUUAAAAUGAAA